CACCAUUGUGCUUGCACGCACGCAAGGCCGAUGGCCGUUCGGAGGAGCUGGCAUAUUUGGGGUUUUUGAGUGCUCAACAGGGUCCUGCAUUGCAAUUCGAUUACGAGUUGACUGUGCAGUGGCCCAGGAAAAGUCCUAAAGGCUUAAAGCCCCAUCGGUAGCCAUAUGCAUUAGCAGUAGCGACGCCCUGCCGGGCCAGCGGGAUGUCCAGGAAGGUGGAGGAGUUGAUUCUGACGGUGUGCCGCAAGCACCCGGAGGGGGUGCAAGACACGGCCCUUGAGGCGGAGCUGCCGAGUGUGGCGGUGAACGACCGCGCUGUGGCCAUCAACUCGCUGCUGGCCUCGCUCAAGCUGCAGAUCCUGGUCAACCCUGCCGAUCCCAGCAGCCACAUCUACAAGGCCAGCGCGGUGGGAGAUGCGACUCGAUUCAAGGGCCUGACCGCCGAGGACAUGCUGGUGUACCAGUGCAUCCAGGGCGCGGGCAACAUGGGCAUCUGGACGCGCGACAUGAAGCAGCGCACCAACCUGCAGCAGCCCAAGAUCAACAAGAUUUUGAAGACCCUGGAGGAGCGCUGCCUGGUGAAGAGCAUCAAAAGCGUGCAGAAUGCAAGCCGAAAGGUGUACAUGCUGUAUGAGCUGGAGCCCGCCAAGGAGCUGACAGGCGGCCCCUGGUAUGGCCCUGAUGCUUUUGACUCGGAAUUCAUCACGGUGCUGCAAGAGGCCACUAUGAGCUACAUCAAUACCAAGGGCGACGCCACGCUCGCAGACAUUGUCAGGUUCAUCAAGGAAACGGGCAUCAGCAAGCAGGCGCUCCAGGAGGAUGAUGUGGAACGCAUCAUCAACACGCUAGAAUGUGAUGGCAAGAUUGAGGGUGUGGAGGGCGAUGAGGAUGGCCUGCCGCACUACCGCCUGCCUCUCAUGAGCAUCCCAGAGGCCACCCCCUUCACCUCGAUACCAUGCGGAGUUUGCCCAGUCUUCAACGAGUGCGUGGAGGGCGGGAAGAUUAGCCCGCAGACGUGCAUCUACUUUGACCAAUGGCUCGACUUCUGACACCAUUUCUAUGCUCUAAGAAAGACCAAUGACAAGACAAUGGCGAGGACACAAAUCCCCCAUGAACGCCCUAAAGCGCUCACGCAUGCUGCGCUGCAAAGGUCGCCAUAAAACUUGAGAGCUGCUGCACCCCGCCAAGGGGCAUGCUGUUAUAGAUGGAGGCGCGCAUGCCACCCACGCUGCG
Chlorella variabilis is the source of this 1233-nucleotide messenger RNA. RefSeq lists its product as hypothetical. The transcript has 12 exons. Lineage: Eukaryota; Viridiplantae; Chlorophyta; Trebouxiophyceae; Chlorellales; Chlorellaceae. The record is from RefSeq and is a predicted model, not a curated record. The coding region runs from base 204 to 1049 and encodes 281 amino acids. Gene Ontology annotation, biological process: transcription by RNA polymerase III. Gene Ontology annotation, cellular component: RNA polymerase III complex.